Messenger RNA from Mytilus trossulus (common blue mussel), 5768 nucleotides. Its product is annotated as myogenesis-regulating glycosidase-like. Gene Ontology annotation, biological process: carbohydrate metabolic process. The coding region runs from base 230 to 2305 and encodes 691 amino acids. The transcript is spliced from 2 exons. Lineage: Eukaryota; Metazoa; Mollusca; Bivalvia; Mytilida; Mytilidae. Gene Ontology annotation, molecular function: hydrolase activity, hydrolyzing O-glycosyl compounds. The record is from RefSeq and is a predicted model, not a curated record.
GAUCUCAUAGACUUGAAAAAAAGCAAAUAAAAAAGUAUUUUUCUUAAGUAAUAGUCAGAGACCAGUUAUAUAACAUGUAAUGGGAUUAAGCUGUAAAAUGGUUUUAACACUAUUGUGAAGUGCUAUAAAGAAGUAAUUAAUGACAUCAUUGAAAUGAACACACCUUGCAUAUCCUUGUGAAUAAAAUUCUUUUGUACAAGUCACAUCUUUGUCAGGGAAGCUAGAAAUAAUGAAGAAAUAUAAAAAGAAAAUAGCGAAUGAGAGGACUGGGAAUUCUUACAUUGUUAAAAAAAUGCUUCAUCAAUGUGAUAAGGAUGUUAUAUCAUUUGAACAAGAGACAAACAUCUCUCCUGAGCUCGAGGAUCCAGCUGACAGCGAGAAGACUUCCAUCAAGAGGAGAAUAUUGAAGGUUGCUGUAACGAUCAUGUUUCUUGUCAUGGCAGUUGGUGUGAUUGUAAUAUGGUCGUUACACGAUGGUGGAAAGGAAAAUAAACAAGCCAAGUUCAUCUUCUUUCAUGCUAAUGAUCUGUAUUUGAAAAUUGAUACUGGACAUGAAGACCAAACAUCUCUUGCAGGAAGUAUCGGUGGGGAUCUGUUUGUUGUACCGGGUUCUGAUGAAAGGGGGAUAGAUAAAUGCAUAAGUGAUGCAAAAUGGUGUUUCACAUGGAAAGAGAAAACAGUUUUGACAGUUGAUUAUGUUAAAAGAGAGUUAAUGGGAUGUAUGGAUAUUUCAUGGCAAAAUAUAACAUCUAUUUUCCCUACUGAUUGUUAUGAAUUGAAAAUGGGAUAUUGGUUUGGAAUGGGUGGUAAAGAAAAAUGGAUUGCAAAUAACAAUCCCCUGACUGAAGAUUAUUACCUCCCUGGUUAUGAUAAACAACAUGGAAAUGUCUAUGAGUUUUAUUUACUUUCAUCAUAUGGAACGUCCUUUUACAUUGUUAGUGAAGAUCCAUUUCGGUUACGGCUAAAUGAAACAGAUGACACUAAGCUAUGUAUAUCACCUGUACCAGUUGGUCCACGGAUGCACACGUCACUUGAAUACUCUAUAUGUCAAGGCGACUCAAUUCAGAAUACACAUACUGGUGCAUCAAUGAUGUCACAUAGACAGUCUACAGGCUCAAAUAAAGUCAAUAUAACACCAUAUGAAAGAUUUUCGUGGAGUGUUGGGAAUACGGAUGAACUCUUAAACGUAACAAAAGUAACAGAUUUUAUGGAGAAAUUGAAAAAAAGAGGUUACCAAUGUGGAGAAAUUGAAAUUGAUUACAAGUGGGAAACAUUUGAAGGAGACUUUGAGUUUGAUUCCAGUAUUAAGAAUACCUUGAAUAUCCUAAAGAACCAUGACUGUCAAUUUAUUUUACCCAUAUCUCCUGUUGUAACGUAUAUGUCAAAAAUGUUUGAUUAUGGUGUUAAAAAUGAAUUAUUUGUCAAAGAUGUGUAUCAGAACACAGUUAGAUUGUAUAGUUAUGGUGACAUACAAGGAGCAUUGUUAGACAUGUCAGUUGAAAACACUAGAGAUAUCAUAAAAGAGAAGUUAAAAAAUCUGGCAAAUGUUAUAAAUAUUUCAAGCUUUAAACUGAAAAUGGUUCCAGUUUCAGUUCAUACUUCUGCAGCGGAUGGAGGAAGAUUCUCUGUAAGCAGAAUUUUCCGAGGCUGGAUUAAUGCUAUUGAAAGCGUAGGAAAGGUACAUAUUCUUGAAAAUGUUUAUCGAGCUCAAGAUAAGUCAGUACUUAUUGAAGUAGGGAGUAGUAUAAGCCUUAAUACUAACAACGAAUCAUGUCUCUCCAAUCCUUUUCCUACGGUGUUUACAUUAGGUAUCGAUGGAUAUCCUUAUCUGUUGUCAACUGUGUCUAAAAAUAACUUGACCUCUGACCUUUUUAUUCGGUGGUUACAGUAUUCCACAUUUUUCACUGGACUGACUUUACCAUCUGAUACACUUUUUAUGAGGAAUGGAACAAGGCCUUUUGUUACUAAAGUUAAAAAGUUUCGUGAUGGAUUUGUAUCCCAGAUAAUACGAUCUCUGCAGCCUGAUGUGUCGCCCAGUCAGCCUAUCUUACUGCCUUUAUGGUGGCAUUAUUCAAGCGACGAGAAGGUCUUUGGGAUAGAAAAUCAGUUUUUGUUCAAUGAAACUAUUCUGAUAGCUCCAGUAUUUUGUGCCGGACAAAUGACAAGAGAUAUUUAUCUUCCAGCGAUAGAUGGGAUCUGGUCACAUCAACCAACAGGCAAAAAUUAUAAUGGAAACAAAUGGAUUAGAAAUUUCAAUGUUGGUUUAGAUGGAAUUCAUUACUUUAAAGCAAAAAAUGUAUAUUGAACAAAGGUUAAAGGUAUAUGCAAAUAUUUAAAAAAAUUUAAAAAGCUCAACUUUUAUGAAAGCUUGUUUGUAUUGAUCAUAGGAGUGGCAUGUUAAAUAAAAGUUUCAUUGAAUGAGUACAUUCUUAUUAUAUUGAUAUUAUACUUACUGUGGAUUCAUUAUUAUUUGUGAGAUACCAAUUUUCAUGGAUUUUGUUGGUUCAGUAGAACCAAGAUAUUAAGAAUAUUCAACAAAUGACAAAUUUUACAUAGACUUGUAUGCAGACUUCGGCAAAACCACGAAAUCAAAUAUCCACGAAUAUGCAAGUUUCCCUUAAACCAAGAAAGUUGGUACCAACGAAAAUAAAUGAAUCCACAGUCUGACUUAUGAUUUGGGGUCCAGUAAGGCUGCAAUAAUUGGAUGUUGUUUUCGAUCAUGAUACAAAUACAAAAAUAGGAUAUAUCAGCUAGAUGUUGCCGAGUUCUUGAAAAAGUGGUGGUUUGAAGGUUUUGACCACCAAAAUUUUGCUAAGGACCAAAAGCAAUUUUAUUAAUUUGCAAUAGAAAUAAUAGUGAGAACUAGAAGAUUUUCUUCAUGGACCACUAGUAUUUUUUUUUUCAAAAACACUUAUAUAGUAUUAUGUAAAAUUAUUUUAUUAGAAGGCUGGGUAAAGGACUGCCCUUUUUUGUCCUUUUUUUGUAAUAUAUAUAUAGUAUGUGGCAUACAGUAUUCCUAGUUUUCAGUAAUUUUCAAGAAGGUUUUUACUGCAUUGUUGAUUCCAUUUCCAAUUCAGCUGGUCAAGACCAGUUUACAAAAAUGCAGGAUAUCAUGAUCUAUCAUUUACAUGUUUAACAAUUAUUGCAUUGGGCAUUAAGGAUUAUAUUUGACAAUUGUAUAUAAGGGUACGGUAAAAUUAUGUAAGAAUUCUUAAAACUUUUUGACAUGUACAUGUAUAUGACUAUUAUGUUUUGUCCAGAUUCAAUAACAAUCUAUGUAGUUUAUAUAUAUAAUUGUGACAUUGUUAUUUUUUUUGUGAUGCUUUCUGUUUGAAUCAAUUAGAUUUGUAAUUUUAGUACUAAACAUGUUCUAAUGUUUCUUCUCCUAAAUUUUACAUUGAUUUUGUUGAACAUUUCCACAUUUAUUAUUCAUAUAUUAAAUUGUUUUUUGUACAACUUUAUUCAAGUUGAUUGAAAUAAUAUAUCUUGAAUUUGAAGAAGUGUUUUGUAUAAAUUUACCGGUUUUGACAUUAUAAAGUAGUAUUUGUUGUAGAGUGAGGUGAUUUUUUUUUAUCCAACUUUAGGUGUACAUAUAUUGUUAUUGUUAUAUAUAUAUUGUCUAGUCAAUUUGUAUACAAAUGUCAAUAUAAAGUAUUAAUUUAAUCAAUUAAAAACCAAAUUAACUAUUUAUGAAAAUGAUAUUAAAUUUCGAAAAAAGAAAUAAAAUUAUAUGUGAAUAUAUAGUCAUAUUUUUGCAAGUAUAUUUUGUUAUUGUAACAAUUUGUAAGAACUUCCUGUGAAAUAUUUGUAAGUGUUGCUUUCCACCUAUUGCGUUCAUUAAAAUUUCUGACUAAAUUACAACUGAUUACAUCAAACAAACUGUUAGACUGGUCAGAAAUCUUAAAACAAAUGCUGUUGAAGAUCCUAAAGUCAAGUCACAUAAGUGCAAAACUAUAAAAUAAACAUACGAACAAUUCCUUAUGAUUUAAAUUCUAUUUUAAGACUAUGAUGAGUGUUUUUCAUCAACUUUCUUUACAUAUUGUUAUUGUGUUGAGUUUUUUAAAAGGUGAUGAGUGGUUACUUUUUAGUUGCUUUAAAAAAUUCCACACUAAAUUUUUAUACUUUUAUCUCAAAAAGGUGCUUCCAUAUUUAUUAGAAUCAGACACCAAUUUGAAGUAAAACAUGUAAUUUACUUUGAGGUUACAAUAUGUUGUGUAUAAGUUUCCAAGGGGAGAUAAUUUUUUAUGAAAUAUGCUUAUUUCCCUUUAAUACUUCAUGCACACAUAUUAUAACUAAAUAUAUUUAUAAUUGAGUAUUUUAGUUUUUUAAUUGAAAGACCCAUUUUGGACCUUGUAUAGAAUAACAACGAUUCAAAAGAGAGCCUUCAAAAAGAUUUAAAAUGUCUUGGCAACACUCCUGUCAAGUUCAUUGUAGACAGGAAGUGGAAUUGAGGAUUGGUAGUAUGCUUUAUAUAAUUUCUUUUACUGCAGUUUUCCAGUUUAAUUUGAUGAAACAAAUUGCACUUUGGUAAGAAUUAUCAUUAAACUGAAAUAAGUGGACAGCAACACUCACAAUUAAAUCACAGUAACAAAUUUUAUUAUUGAUCAGUUAAAUCCAUAAAUAUAUACAAAUGUACAUGUACUUAUAAGUACGAGAAAGAGAUGCAAGAAAAUAUCUAUAACUCAGAACUUGACAACAAAAGUAAACCAUGGCAUUUAACAGUCUUGAUUAUUAAUUUAUAAGUGUCACACCAUAUGAUUAACCUGACAAAAAUGGAUUUAAGCCAAUUUAGAGCUCAACCUUUGCUACAGGCACAUGUUUCUUGUUGGCAAUAUGUUGACCUCUGAAUUUGUCAAAACCAUCAUAUCCAGCAUCCAUAAAAAAACAUUUUUUCUCAAUUGUUGCCAACCAAGAAAAGCUAUUACAGCAAGUAUUUAUAAGUAUAAUUCACUUGUAUUUUUAACAAGAUAUAUGUUAGAAGUGGGGAAUAGCUAGUGAUAUACUGUAACAACAACCCACAGCUAGUUCAAUAUAUGUUUGUAAAAAAAUGACAAUUUCAAGAAGGAUGUGAUACUAAUUAUUAUUAAAUUAUUUUGUGUCAAGUUGUAUAUAAUCAUAAUUAAUUAUUUAUUCUGUUAUUUCUUCUAAAAAAUGAUGAUUUUUCUUAAAAGUUUGUUUGCUUUUAACUUGGUAUAUUAGAUUCAUUAUAAAUAUAAACUUCUCACAUUUCAACACAAACAAAUAGUUUAUUUCUAAUUGAAUGUUAUUUAAUUAUGGAUCUUUAUUUAACAACCAGUAUCUAUAAAAUAUAUCCAAUAAAAAUCUGAUCGUAUUCUGUAAUCAAGAUGUAGUAAUUGCUAGCUCAAUAUAAUUAAACCGCUCAAUAGAAUGAUAAGUAAAUGUGAUUGGAAUUUGUCUCCAACAACCCAUUCAAAAUUGGUAAGGCCAGUAUUAAAAUAUUUUUUGUUUUUUUUGCAAGCAUUUUCUAUAGUUAGUUUGAGAAGUUUAAUUUUGUUCCCAAAGAAUCAGUUAACACUAUCAAUUUUUAACUUCAGUAUGUUCAAAGUGCUUAUUUCAGAAUUUAUAGGAAUAAAUUGAAACAAAAUCUAUUGAAAAUUUCUUUAAAGGUAAUAUAAAAAGAAAAAAAUAGCUAUUUACUAUUGGUCUUCUUUAUUAUAUUGGAAAUUGAGCUGUGAUUUUUUUUUUUUUUUCAAUAGUGUUAACAAGGAUUUGUAUAGGAUCUAACUAUACAAAUCCUUGGUGUUAAG